Molecule: messenger RNA, 365 nt
Organism: Pipistrellus kuhlii (Kuhl's pipistrelle)
Lineage: Eukaryota; Metazoa; Chordata; Mammalia; Chiroptera; Vespertilionidae
Product: small integral membrane protein 15-like
Exons: 1
Coding region: 148-357 (69 amino acids)
Source: RefSeq, a predicted model, not a curated record
UUAAACCUUCUCUCAGUAGUAGAGCUAAAGAAGACGAUAACCAACCAGUGGUCAUCCAUCUGAAAUUGUAAUUGGCUCACUAAUCCAGGACAAAGUUAGAGAUCAGAACUCAAGCAUAAUUCUCCUUUCCCUCACACUGCUACAGAGAUGUUUGACAUAAAGGCUUGGGCUGAGUAUGUUGUGCAAUGGGCUGCAAAGGAUCCAUACGGCUUCCUUACAAUAGUUAUUUUGGCCCUUACUCCAUUGUUUCUAGCAAGUGCUGUACUGUCCUGGAAACUGGCCAAGAUGAUUGAGGCCAGGGAAAAGGAGCAAAAGAAAAAACAAAAACGCCAAGAAAAUAUUGCAAAAGCUAAAUGACUGAAAAA